Messenger RNA from Hypanus sabinus (Atlantic stingray), 5154 nucleotides. RefSeq names its product L3MBTL histone methyl-lysine binding protein 3 (gene l3mbtl3). The record is from RefSeq and is a predicted model, not a curated record. Lineage: Eukaryota; Metazoa; Chordata; Chondrichthyes; Myliobatiformes; Dasyatidae. The transcript is spliced from 22 exons. Gene Ontology annotation, cellular component: nucleus. Bases 133 to 2595 code for a protein of 820 amino acids. Gene Ontology annotation, biological process: regulation of DNA-templated transcription. Gene Ontology annotation, molecular function: protein binding; zinc ion binding.
GCUGAGUGUCUAGUUUUUUUCUCUGCAGUUCCUUGCUAGCAGCUGUCCUGCGCGCCUGCGCAUUGCCGACCUGGAAAUUUGUCUGCUACUCGUGACAGAAUUUGGAUAGAGUUCACAACAGUAAUUUCUGUAAUGGAGAAAAGCAUUAUGAGUGACUGCUCCCCUGCAACUGGUAGCCAGGAUUUUGAUGUCUUCAGUGCUAUGGAUUGGAAGGAUGGAAUAGCUACACUUCCAGGGAGUGAUCUAAAGUUCAGAAUAAAUGAAUUUGGUGCAUUGGAGAUAAUCACAGAUGAAACUGAAGUAGAUAGAAUAAAGAAGGCAACUGCAACAACAACAUGGAGUGUGCCCACUGCACAGGAAGUUUUAUCCAGAAAUUCCGUUCCAUCAAAUAUGGAAGAGCCACCCAGUAUGGAAGGCAUACUUUGCUGUGAGAAUUGCGGUCACUAUGGGAUGACUGAAGAGUUUAGUCAUGGAAGUAAAUUUUGUAGUGAAAAAUGUACGCAGCAGGCAAAGGAGAAGGUGUCCGUCUUGAAAAAGGAACCACCAACAUGUAACAGUGAAGAAGUUUCAAAAUACAAUCGGAAAAAAAGACAAAAGCCAGCUCUGUCUUUAAAAGGCGAUAUUAAAGAAAAUGGAGAGAUGUUGAAGGAAGAGGAGGAAGACAUUGAAGAGAAAGCAGGAGAGCUGAAGAUGCUGAAGGUAACACAGAACAACCAAACUCGAGCUCGGAGAAAAAGAAAAUGUGACUCUGGAUUAUUAAAACAAACUUUAACUUUCGGAGGGAAGAGAAAAACCUGGUGUUGGGCUUCUUAUUUGGAUGAAGAGAAAGCUGUGGCAGCACCUACUAAGCUUUUUAGAGAGUAUCAAUCAUUUCCGCAGAGUAAAAAUGGAUUUAAAGUUGGAAUGAAACUUGAAGGGGUUGACCCAGAGCAUCCAUCCAUGUACUGUGUUCUUACUGUGGCUGAGGUGUCUGGCUACAGAAUAAGGCUCCACUUUGACAAAUAUGCUGAUUGCUAUGACUUCUGGGUAAACGCAGACUCGCCAGACAUUCAUCCUGUUGGAUGGUGUGAGAAAACUGGACAUAAGCUUAAUCCUCCCAGAGGGUACAGAGAAGAUGAGUUUAACUGGCCGACAUACCUGAAGAUGUGCAAGGCUCAAGCUGUUCCCAAGUCUCUGUUUGAAAACCAAAACACGACAAUUACACCAUUGGGCUUUCGAUUGGGUAUGAAACUGGAAGCUGUCGAUAAAAAGAAUCCAGAGUUUAUUUGUGUGGCGACGGUUUCCGAUAUGGUUGAUAAUCGUUUCCUGGUGCAUUUUGACAACUGGGAUGAAAGUUAUGACUACUGGUGUGAUGCUACUAGUCCUUACAUUCACCCAGUUGGAUGGUGCCAGCAGCACGGGAAAAUCCUUACAAUCCCACCAGAUUAUCAUGAUCCUAAGCAUUUUUCAUGGGAGAAAUACUUAGAAGAAACGAACUCUUUACCUGCACCUGCACGGGCUUUUAAAUCUCGGCCUGCACAUGGAUUUCUACCAAACAUGAAAUUUGAGGUUGUUGACAAGCGGAAUCCGAUGCUUAUUAGAGUAGCAUCAGUCAUAGACACAGAUGAUCACCGAGUAUUGAUACAUUUUGAUGGAUGGAACCAUGAUUACGAUUACUGGAUUGAUGCUGACAGUGCUGAUAUCCAUCCUGCAGGCUGGUGUGCUAAAACUGGUCACCCUCUUCAGCCACCUAUCAGUCCUUUGGAUCUGGUGGAAGCCUCAGAACAGGGCGGAUGCCCUACGCCAGGCUGUAAAGGCAUCGGCCACAUAAAAGGAGUAAAACAUUCUGGCCACCACAGUGCAUUAGGUUGCCCAUACUCUGAGAUCAACCUCAACAGAGAAAAUGUGCUACAGGAUCGAUUGAAUGGAGAAAUGCCAGUCUGUAGUCCUGGUAUACAAAGGAACAAGAAGGUGGAAGCAGAUGGAGUAGAAACGAUCCCAUGUUCAUCUACCAUCACAUCUCAAGGAAAAUGCUCAAAGGACAAUUGGCUGGCAGAAGUAGCUGCUCAAGCAAAAAGGAGUGCUGAGGAUUCUGUCUCUGAUGAAGAAUCGCCCUGCAAAAAGUCCCUUUUGUUUUCUAGCAAAGGAAGAAAAUAUCCCAGAGCGGGAAGACCAUUGAAACAUCCAAGGUUAAAGGAGGAGGAGGAUGUAUCAAAUAAAGUUAACUGGCAAAAUGAUAACAAGGAAAAUGAUGAUAGCAGCCUGCAGCAGGCUUUGCACCAGUCAGUGUUUAUGUCCUCAGCAUGCCCCGUGCCUAGUCUGCCUCUCUGCUGGGAGCAGCACAGCAAGCUAUUACCUGGAGUUGCUGGCAUCACUGCCAGAAAGGUGGCAAAAUGGACUAUUGAUGAGGUAUCCGAGUUUAUCCUGAGUUUGCCAGGUUGUGAAGAACAAGCCAAAGCGUUUAAGCAUGAGCAAAUUGAUGGAGAAGCAUUUCUACUACUGACUCAGACUGAUAUUGUGAAAAUAAUGAGCAUUAAACUAGGACCAGCUCUGAAAAUCUACAAUUCGAUCCUUAUGUUUAAAACUGCAGAGGAAAACGGACAGAAUGAGCUUUGAAACAACUGGAGGUACAGCAUCAGAGCUGUAGAUAAUCUGUUUUUCAAUUAAAACUCAUCUUUAAUUCAAAGCACAAGGACUCGAUACUAGAAUGGACUUCCAAAACAAUACUACUGGAAUAUUACUGUUGACUUGGCAGACUCAGUGUGCUUGCAUGUUCAGCAGUUCUAAAAAUUGAGCUCAUCUCCCAUUCAUUUCCUCAGGACUUAAUUAUGCAAAUACCCACCCAAGUAAUUGACCUUUAUAUUGUAUAUUUAAACAUGGCUGAAGGGUUUUUUUGUAAAGAACUGGACAUCUAAUGUAUCAGACACUAAAAUGGAUUAGUUGUUAAUUUUUGCCUCUUUUUGUUUUCAGUGGAAUGGUUUGGUUUUGUUGGUUGUGUAUAGAAUUAUUUGAUAUCUGGUAAUGUAACAUUUCAUUUUCCAAAAUAAUGAAAUGUACACAAGGAUAUAUAUUUUCAAACUUUAGCAUAGUUGGAUUUAAUUUAACUAUUUGAUUGUAUGCAUCUUAACUUAAUAUCCAAAAGUAAGCAGGAAACUCUAAUUGAGACACAGAAUUGGCCUUCUCACUUUUAGUUAAAAUGUUCUUUGGUUUAUUGAGUAUUGUGUUAAUUCUUGAUACAAUAACCAUUUAUGUAAAUCACAUAAAUUAAAGGAUGAAUGAACUGCAGGUAAAGUCAAACUUUGUGACAAACUUGCGUUAAAAAACUGAGACAGGUCUUCUGCACAUUGGACACUUUCUGGACUGGAGCAUCAGAAGGAAAAGUUUGCAAGCGCAGACCAACAUAUUAAUAAUUUUCUGGUCAUUCAUGAAAGCGACUAGAGAGUUGGGAUUGCUAUCCCAAUAUUCCUCGUAAAUUUCCCUCUUAUUUAAACGAUGUAAUUGAUUCUACAUAUUCAACCAACAGGAACCACGCAUUCCAUAUCCUGACAAUCUUUGUGAAGUUAUCAAUCCUGGAUUUGUUUUUAAGUGUGUUUUUUUUUCCAGAUCAAAAGUAACUAACCUUGGUGUGAUGUAAAUUAAAUUAUAGUCAUGAGUUGAAUAUGUUGUGCAAUAAUAGCUUUGAUUUGAACUAGACUGGUUGUUAAUAAUGGGAGGUUUGCUGCUGAACUUUGCAAUACAAGAACAAAUUAUUGUUAUUUAGUGCCUUUCACAAGGCACUUCAUAGGGAUAUUGCCCUAUUACAGUAUCUCCAAGUCACAAGGUAUUCAGGCAGAUUGCCAAAGCUAGUCAUUUUUCAGAAGUUUCUUCAAAGGAAAGAUAAUGAGGCAGAGAGGGCUAGUGUGUGAAUUCCAGAGCUUAUGUGCUGUUGAAGACACCAUUACCAAUUAAAUUUUCAAAUGAUUGAGAAGGUUGUAGAGCAGGAGGAGAUUAGAGGGAUGUGUAAGCCAGGAUGAGAUUUUUUAAAAAUGGAGACAAUGUGUAACUAGAAGCAAGCAUAUGUCCACAAGCACAGUGUUUGAAGUGUGCACAGAAUUUGUAUAGUUGGUAGCAUAUGGGCAGCAGAGUUUUCAGUAUUCUGAAGUUUAUACAGACCACAGCAAGAGGUUAGCCAGGACCACACUAAAACCUCGAAGUGAAAAAAGGUUAAUUGAUCCAUGGGAAGGGGAGCAGAGUUGUGUAAUCUCAUAGAGGUGGGCAUGGGUGUUGUUAAUGGUGACAUGCACAUGGUUAAGUGUGGUACCAAGAUGCAGUCUGGUUCUGUUUCAGAUAGAUACCAGAGAUUUGGAUGCAAACAAGUGGCAAAGAAAUAGAGUUUGCAGUAGUCACCAGCGAUAAUGCCUUUAGACUUCAUGAUAUUUAGCUAGAGAUUUUCCCUUUAUAUGGUGCUACAUAUAUAACAAGAAUUUGUCCAAAUAAUUUGAAGAGGCGUUGGGUGUUAUAGGGCUACAUAUUUGGGUUUUGCUUUUGAACCGCAAGAGACUGCAGAUGCUGGAAAUCUGAAAUUUUAAAGUAAAGGGGAAAUGGUAGAAAUGCUCAGCAGGCAGCGCAGUAUAGGUGGAGAGAGAUACAAACUUAAUAUUUCAUGUUGAUGAUCUCCUUUCUGGUGAAAGUUCAUUAACCUAAAGCAUUAAUUCUGUUUCUUGAUCAAUAGAUGCUACCUGACCUGUUGAGUAUUUCCAGCAUUUUCUGCUUUCAGUUACAGAAGAUUUUAUAAAUCACUUCAAAGCAGAAACAGUACUGUUUCAAUUGCAUCUUACUACUCUUUUAUAAAAUUCUUGUUCUUUUUGGUCUGAAAAACUAAAAGAAGCCCAUUUGGUCAAGUAUAAAGCCACUUCUGUUUCUUUGAGAUUAAGAUUGACAGUCCACUCAUCCUGAUACAGAUAUUCCAUUAUUCUUUGAAGCCUAAAGAUUUGCUGUGAGAAAUAAUCAAUGCAAAAAAAAAUUGGCGACAUUAGCUAUCUCAAUUGGUACCAUUUAAGGCCUUUGCACUACAGCACAGUAGGUUUUAAUGGCAGAUAAAUUACCUCAGAGCAGAUUUCAUUCAUAUUAUCCUUUAUCUUAUGUGGGAAACUGUGUGCUAUCCUUUUACUGAAACAAAUAAAUAAUAUUUGAAUG